Messenger RNA from Bolinopsis microptera, 1044 nucleotides. RefSeq lists its product as uncharacterized. NCBI's taxonomy places the organism in Eukaryota, Metazoa, Ctenophora, Tentaculata, Lobata, Bolinopsidae. The record is from RefSeq and is a predicted model, not a curated record. The transcript has 6 exons. Gene Ontology annotation, cellular component: HAUS complex. Bases 148 to 930 code for a protein of 260 amino acids. Gene Ontology annotation, molecular function: microtubule minus-end binding. Gene Ontology annotation, biological process: spindle assembly; centrosome cycle.
AUAAUAAAAAACUCUAAUAGGUAUGGCUGAUACUGUGACACGGUCUUUCCUCAAUACCCUAAGUUCUCCGAGCUUCUACAAAAGAUCUCUGCUCAUUUAACGGAUGAUUAUUCGAGCAAACCUGUUAAAACGAGCUAUGAAAAUUCGAUGUCGGUCCUGAACCGAGAACGGAGGAACUUCCUCAAAUCCAGACUAGUACAGAACGUCUGCGAAGAAUACUCUACCGGUAGUGAAGAUAACCACAAAAUAGUUCGUGAAAGCAUGGCAGCUGCCAAACUGAAGACUAUGAUAAACAUUAACCACUGUGGACAGCGAGUCCAGCUGGGGAACAUCAAUGAGAAGGACCUGGACGUGUACUGUAAACCGGAGGAAGUUACGGUGAUUUUGAGACCGGUUAUCGAGGAGCAGGUUGCGAGCUACAAACAAACUAUCGAUGAUUUCUGUGGGGCAACCGAACAAAGAUCACCGAGUUCUAUAAUCCAGAACAACUGUUACUUACAAUCCAGGAUUGCGAAUAACCUGCGUGAGAUAGAGGCGAAUCAGCUGUCGUAUGUACAGAAUGCAGGGAAAGCGCUCCGACUGUAUGACAAGGUGGCGAAACAGCGGACAACACCUGAGCAGAAGGAGAAACAUCUGGAGCGGGUAACCAGUUUAUCAGCAGCAGCCACUAAACUAAACCUUAUGGUGGCUAACCUCGAGGCUAAUAUCUUAUCAGAUACUUAUACCGCUGAAAAUGUAAGUGCAUUGAAAGUGAUACACGCGGAGAUAGAAGCAAAGCAGCGCACUCUGGAAAAGGAGCGCAGUCACGCUCAGCACAUGUUGGACGCGUACCUAGCACUCGGUGACGAGUUCACUUCACUCGUGGAAUUGUAUAGUGAUCUCAGGAACUCUUUGGAGACGUAUCAGUGGGCUCUGAGUAUGAAGGAGUAAUGGGAAUAGUUCAGUAUAGUUAGUGUAUAGUAGACUUGAAUUGUUUGUAGUCGUUUGUAAAUAGAUUUAGUUUUACCAAGUUUUAAGUAGCCGGAACCUUAAAUCGAGCACGAC